Molecule: messenger RNA, 240 nt
Organism: Cetraspora pellucida
Lineage: Eukaryota; Fungi; Glomeromycota; Glomeromycetes; Diversisporales; Gigasporaceae
Source: the annotation of a GenBank genome assembly
AUGCGAAAUGCGGGUUCUAAAUUUUACCAAUUAGAACAACUUCAUGAAAAAAAAAGAUGGUCUACACCUUCAGUAUCAGCUGAAACAAUCAGAAGAUGUUGGUUCCGUACAAAAAUUAUAUUUCCUCGUGAUGAAAAUGGAAUAUCUGUCAUCCCCUCCAUUGCUGUUGAAAGCAUUGAUGAUGUAGAAGAAAACCUACCUCUUGAUUCGAAUGAACAACAAGCGGCUAAAGAACUCUAA